Closterium sp. NIES-65 is the source of this 1476-nucleotide messenger RNA. Lineage: Eukaryota; Viridiplantae; Streptophyta; Zygnematophyceae; Desmidiales; Closteriaceae. The record is from the annotation of a GenBank genome assembly.
AUGCUAGCUAGGGCACUAGCCUGCUCUCUGCGCAUCGAAAACCUGUCACCUGAGCUGAGACCUGAUCACAACUUGGCCUCCGCGGCGCCAAGCGUCGUGACUGGACCCAACAACCCCGCAGUGUCCCUCGCAGCGGCGCAGGGCGAGAACGGAGUAGCAACGGAGGUACCCAAGGGCAUCGAGCAGGCGGCGGCGGCGGGAAAUCUGGACAAGUUCGAGGGGACGACAAUCGUGAGCCCAAGCACGGACAGCAUGCUGCUGGUGGACGUGAAGAAGGCCGGGUGGAACGCCAUGAAGUGCCACAAGGACCUGGGCGCGCCCGGGCAAGGCGCGUGCACGCCCGCCAACUGCAGCAAGGGCGGCAUCCCGGCGAAAUGGAAGACGUCGAAUCUGCUCAAGAACAAGCUCGGCGUGGAGAUGUACGUCAAGGGUAACCCGCUCACACUCAAGAAGGCGUCCCCGCAGACGUGCUGCAACACGUGCGCGUCGUUCAAGAGCUGCACGUACUGGCAGUACAUCCCCGAUAUAACCAUCGACGGCAAGAAGACGGAGGGCGCGUGCUACCUGGUGCACGACAACAUCGACUACUCGUGCGGCGAGCUCACCGCGCAGUACGCCACGGACUCCAAGCCCAUCGCGCUGCAGGUGCGCACGGGCGGCGAGUGCAACCCCGCCGCGAACGUCGUCAACGACCCGCAUCUGGUGGGCGCGUUCGGGACGCACUUCGACUUCAACGGGCGGCCCGACAAGGCGUUCUGCCUGCUGACGGACCGCGACCUGCACGUGAACAUGCUGCUGCGCGGGUACUACUCGGACGACACGGAGAACGCAGCGCUCGUGGUGGACGGCAAGGCCGUGCACACGUGGAUCAAGGAGCUCGGGCUCGUGUGGUUCGCCAACGGCGCGGAUCACAAGCUGCGCCUCGCGGCGCGCGGCGGCAAGCAGCAGGAGCGCGGCGACGGGUUCAUGAAGACGAUCGAGAUCGACGGCGAGGAGAUCCCGAGGAUGGCCGUCGGCGACGAGGUGAAGACUGAGGGCGGCUUGACGCUACGAUUUGCCGCGCUGGAGAAGGAGGGCCCGUAUGACGUGGACUACUACACGCUCGCGAUCGACGGGCUCGUGUCGCUCGACCUGCGCCUGCGCGUCGCGAACCCCAAGCUGCAGACGCCAAACGAUGCCGAGGCGCACAUCAACGUGGGGAUUGUCGAGCUGGAGCACACCGACGACGUGCACGGCGUGCUCGGCCAGACGUACCGCCCCGACCACGCCGCGCGCGCCGCGGAUUUCCAGCGCCUGAUCGCGAACCUGCACCGUCCGAUCUCGUCGGACAGCGAGGAGGGCGUGGGGUUCCUGGACGGCACGCCGCGGUCGUACGAGUCGAGCUCCGUGCUGUCCGUGGACUGCGCGCACACCGAGUACCACCGCGCCAAGCAGCUCAGCCCAGUCGAGGAGUUCCCCAGGGAGCCGCUUCACUGA